Fundulus heteroclitus (mummichog) is the source of this 4377-nucleotide messenger RNA. RefSeq names its product BRCA1 DNA repair associated. The transcript is spliced from 21 exons. The record is from RefSeq and is a predicted model, not a curated record. Gene Ontology annotation, cellular component: BRCA1-BARD1 complex; BRCA1-A complex; plasma membrane. NCBI's taxonomy places the organism in Eukaryota, Metazoa, Chordata, Actinopteri, Cyprinodontiformes, Fundulidae. The coding region runs from base 146 to 4228 and encodes 1360 amino acids. Gene Ontology annotation, biological process: double-strand break repair via homologous recombination; negative regulation of fatty acid biosynthetic process; positive regulation of transcription by RNA polymerase II. Gene Ontology annotation, molecular function: ubiquitin-protein transferase activity; metal ion binding.
CGGACCCACAGAGGGGGCGCUGUGACACCACAGAGAGAGGCGGGUCAAAUCAUAGCAGAAGAAGAGGAGUUGCGGGAAAACUCAAGCGGCUGAGUUUGAUGUUGACGUCUUUAAACUGUGAGAAAACCAGCCUUUUAAAAUCACUAUGAUGACUCCAAACGCCACAGAUGUCAAAAAGGGGAUCACGGUCCUGUGGGAGACACUUCAGUGUCCCAUUUGCCUGGAUUUAAUGACGGCGCCGGUCUCUACUAAGUGUGAUCACCAGUUUUGCAAAUUUUGCAUCACGAAACUUCUGGACAGCUCCAAGCAAAACAGAGCCCCGUGUCCCGUGUGUAAAUCCCAGAUAACAAAGAGGAGCCUGCAGGAGAGCCCUGGGUUUCAGAGACUUAUUGCAGGACUGCAAGACAUGAUUCAGGCGUAUGAGCAAGACACCUGCACAAACUAUUUUACUGGAAUGCCGCAGCAAAGGAGGAACACUAAUGUCACGAAUACAGAAACAAGCAAAGAUGCUUGUAAUUUAUCAUCUGGAGACACAUUUGGACCUGAACUGGAGAGAAAGGAAGCUGUAGAGCAGGAUGGUUCUCCGCCGUCCUGCUCCUCAACUCUAGCAGCUCAGAGCAGAUUUGCUCAGCUCAUGGGCCUUGAAGACUCGGCUUCUGUGACCGCAGAAAACGAGGGCCUGGAUAGCGGCCUGGGUGACGUCCCGCCGACCUCUGACAAGAAGACGUCCGGCUCCACGGAUAAUUUAGAGCCGGAAACUGCAAAGGCUCAGAAAAAUGGCACGUCGACACGUGCGGCUAAAAACAAAAGGUCGUCUGUCAAAGCGGGGAAGUCCUCUCUGCGUUCAAAACCAGAUGGCGAGGAUCCUGGCCAACAAUGCGUCAGAAAGUCGUCUAGAAAGAAGCAGAAGGAGGAUUUGGAGCCAGACAAGGUUCUCGAGCAGAAGAAGAAGAAAAGUUUGGAGAAAGUCGCCGAGUGGCUCCUGAAAGUUCCAGCCGAAGAUGAGCUGGAGCUGGAGAAGCCCCAACAGAGCGGAGACGAAUCGGACGACUGUUCGUCUACGCCGACGCUGGAUGUGGACCUGCGAGACGUCGCGUCAAAGAGAGAAGAUCGCACCAAAGACCUCGAAGAGCAAGUUUUUGGUGCCGUCUACAAACGAAGAGGAAGCAAAGUUAAAGAGCCGCUAACGGCUACGGAAAAACAAACACGUAAAAGGCUUUCGAAACCCGGUAAGAAGAACGACGUCCGUGUUUGUGAGGAGCAACGGUUGGUCGAAAACGACACCUGCAGUGACUUAUUCAAAGCAUCUGGAGAGAUGGAGGUCACGGACGAGCUUGAUAAAAACGUGGAAGAGUUGAAGCACUUGUCAGAAAAGCAUCAAGGAGAACACGAGGUUCCGCGACCAGAAAGGACGCCGGCAACCAAAAGGACUCGCAGAAGUCUCCAACAGCUUGACAACGAUUUCCAGGAGCCGACCCAGUCCAAACCAAAAGGUACGGAGGAGAGAACUGAUCGCAGGAGAGGCAAAAAAUCCAAGUUAAGCACAAAGAAACCAGCUAAGGUGGCAAAGCCUCUCGUCUUGGUAGGAGUUCAGAACGGCGAAACCGGUCCUAAACCCAAAGAGAGAUCCGGGGAAGUCGAAGUGCAAAUAGAGGCCUAUCCCAGCAGCGAGGACCAGGACACCGUGAUCACCAAGAGCGCUAGAAGAAGCAGACGACUUCAGCUUUUCGUCGAGGAGGUUCAGGGCAGUCACAAGAAAACCGCCUCGAGAUCCAGGGAAGCUAAAAAAGAAAACGGAGCCGAAAAGCAACCUGAAGAAACCAACGAUGAAACCAUGGAUGCAACCCAACGCGGGAACCUAACCAAGGCAGCUAAGAGAAACGGCUGCGUUUAUGAGGAAGAUUUAGGAGGGAUAGAAAGCAUGGAGAAGAGCGGGGCAACGUCUCCGAGACAAAACGACGCCGAAGUGCCUGAAGCCAGAACUCCGGCUAACGCUGCUGCCGACGGCGCCGUCUCUGUGGUGCCAAACUCCACGAGCCCGACCGACCCGUCCGUGUUCGGUCCGACGCUGGAGAGCGAGACGCAGGGGGACGGCUGCCGGCCUGAUUCCCAGCAGGAAGCCCGUGUUGGCGAGGCCCUCCGUGCCGUUGGAGAUCACGAGGACUGCAGGAACGACAGCGAGCUGGACAUGGAGCAACUCCUCCAGUCCUUCAAAGCCGCUAAAAGAAAAUCUUUCCACCUCGGGAAACCAAGCGCGAAGAGAAGCCGUGGCUCGGAUGAAGAAAACGCAGAUAGCCGCCGAGACCGUCCGAGCUCGGAGUUGUCGGAAAACACGAACGAGGUUUCGAAAGAGGCAGAGAAGUCGGUUUGUAGUGACGUGAUUCCUCCUUCCAACUCACCCGUCCGGACGAGGAAAGCGGAUGGAGUCGUGCUGGAGGCCACGGAUCCUGACGGCGAGGACGCUGAAAGGCGGCCCUGCAGGAGCAGCCUCAGCAGCGCGCUCAGUCCGAACAAAGUGUCAAAGCGUGACACGGACAGUCCGCUCUCUGUUGUCCCUCAGGUAGUAGAUUCUGGCCUCCGCUUCACAGCCGUUGACCACGAAGCAUCUAAGGGGUCUCAGAUCACUCCGGGUCAGAGUGAUCGUCACCUGAAGGAGGACCAAGAUGGCGUCACCAGAUAUGAUUCGGUCAACGACGCCGAUGUGUCCUCUUUAACCCCCGACGUCCUGGGGACGGCGGGCGGCCGUGAAGCCGACGUGAACAACAGCGGUAGCGGAGCGGUCAGCGGCCGCUUCUCCAAGGUCAACCCGAGGAAGAGGAGGAAGGCGCAGAGGCUGGAGUCUUCGUCCGGGUCCGACAGCGACGGAUCCAAAGAGGAGUUGCCGACCCUGGCGCAAAUCUUUGGGAAGUCAGAUCGCCGGCAAACUGAGAUCAAAGAUCAGGGAGAAAUCGGGGAAAGUAACCGACGCGAGGACGAGGACGCCGUGGGGGAAACCGACCCGGCAGAGCCGCCGAGUCCGGCCGCCAGCCCGAACCCAGACCAGGUCAACUCCAGUCAGGCGUCCGUGGACUUGUUCGGCACGCCAGAGGAAUGCGAUGCCCGUGAAAACGACGUCGGCGUUUCCUUUGAAUCAUCGCAAUUCUCAAGCGAAGUUCUUGUUACUCAGCAAAAGAUAGAAAUGCAGAAGGACCUGGUGAGGCUGGAGAAGCUGAUGGCUGUCGUGUCAGAGAUGCUUCAGGAGAAAGAAGGCAGCCCUGCUAGAGAAGAGCCUUCAGAAACCGACCCGGGUUGCAGGAACAGAGGCCCAGACGCUCACAGACCCCUCCUGAAUGACCAGGACCAAGUCCAAGGUCCUGCCAGGAAGGAUCGUUUAAAUGCAGAAACAAGACCAUCUGAUGAUAAAGUGGCAACUGAGGCAGGAGUGGCAAAGCGGGGGAGCAUAUCGGAGACCCCUGUGCAUCACUCUCCUCACACGGGGUUGACUGUAAAAGACUCAAAGAGCCCCAAUCCAACUUCUCCAACCAAAACAGCCAAAAACUGCGAUUCUCCGCCAGAUGGGCAAGAAGAGAAAGAAAACAACAGUCCUCCGAAAGAAGGAGCUAAAGCUAAGCUUGUUCUUGUGUCGUCCGGAUUGGGCCCCAACGAGCAGGUAACGGUGAAAAGGUUUGCCAAACGACUCGGCGGUCGCGUCGUUUCCCAGGUGACGCCAGAGGUCACUCACAUCAUAAUGCGCACAGAUGACCAGCUGGUCUGUGAGCGAACGCUGAAAUACUUCCUUGGAAUCGCGGGCAGAAAGUGGGUGGUCAGCUUCCAGUGGAUUUCCGAAUGCUUCAAACAAAGGAAAGUCCUGGAAGAGAGUUUAUUUGAAGUGAGAGGCGACGUGGUGAACGGGCCCAACCACCAGGGGCCCUUGAGAGCCCGUACCACAGGGGACAGUAAUCUGCUCAUGAAGGGCUACAAGAUCUGCUUCAAGGGAGCUUUUACAGACAUGACGACAGAUGAGAUGGAGUUGAUGGUGGAGUUGUGUGGAGCCACCGUCGUCAAAGAUCCACUUCUCCUUGACGAGAAGCAGAGGUCCCAGCAGAUCGUCAUUGUACAGCCCAGAUCUGAUUCAUCGUCCUCCUCAUACAGCGGUUUGUCCAGGAAGGCCACAGUUGUGACCCGCGGCUGGCUGUUGGACACAGUUGCAACAUACAAGCUGCAGAACCUCAGCAGCUACACAGUGUGACGAGCCACAGACCCACAACGGCUCGGUUGUCUCACUGCCCAUUGUACAGUUCUGUUAUUCAUGCCCAGUUGUGUAACUUAACACAUCAUCGGCCUGGUUUGUGUAAGAUUCAUCUAAAAUAUGAUGUAUAUAAAGAGAAAUCAAAAGCA